AUGCGCCCCACACUCGUCCUCACCCAGCUGGCAUUAUGCGCCUCGCCAGCAUUAGCUUUCUAUCCAUGGAUGCCGAAAUGGCUCGCGGAACAGAGCAAGAGGAGCAUCGAUGAUUCAAGACCCAAUGGUGUAAGCAGCUUAAGGAAGUUUGGCAUCAAGCAACGUGGAAACGGGAUUACAAGCCCAACACCCGAAAGAUUGUCGCGGGAAGUAAAUCGCUUAGCAGAGAAAUAUGCUAGUCGGCAGGCCGAUGGCAUGGACGAGGCCUCCUUAGCCUUGAGAACCAACAAUUAUAACGUUAUGGUCGCCAAAGAAUCCGGGAAGGAUAUGACCACGGGGAUCGACCAAGAUGGUACAGAUUACUCUUACUUCAUAGGCGCAAACUUCGGAUCAGGCGGCAAGGAGCUCUACUUGCUCCUCGACACCGGGGCUGGUUCGAGUUGGGUUAUGGGAACCGAUUGUACCUCAAAGGCAUGCACUCUACACAACUCCUUUGGCUCCAAAGACUCUAGCUCUCUCACGGAUAGCGGCAAAGACUUCUCGAUAACCUACGGUUCCGGAAAAGUCAAGGGAAAGAUCGUGACCGACAAGAUUAGCGUGGCGAGGAUGAACUUGACCUAUGAGUUUGGUAUUGCGUCAGAAACGUCCGACGAUUUCGUCAACUUUGCCUUUGACGGAAUCCUGGGUCUCUCCCGGAACAACGGUGCCAAUCAAAAUUUCCUCAGCGCAAUCAAGACGUCCGGACAGAUUAAGGAAUCAGUCUUUGGGGUUUCUCUUCACCGUGCAUCCGACGGAGACAACGAGGGCGAAAUCAGCUUCGGAGGGCCUGACAGUGACAAGUACACUGGUGAUAUCACAUAUACCGCGACGGUCCAAGGAAAAACCGACUGGGCUAUUCAGAUCGGUGAUAUGGCUUAUGAUGGGAAAAAGGCCAGCGUCGGUGGAAUUCCUGCUUACAUCGACACCGGAACCACUUACAUGUUUGGUCCAAAGGACGUGGUUAAGAAGCUUCACGAUACGAUUCCCGGGUCCGAGUCUUCUGACGGAACGUCAUUCAGAGUUCCCUGCGACAGCAAGGACUUGUCAUUUACCUUUUCGGGUGUCGACUAUACCGUCUCUGCCAAGGAUUGGGUAUCCCCUCAGAACAAUGCUGGAAAAUGCACGAGCAAUCUCUAUGGCCAAGAGGUUGUCAAGGGGGCCUUCCUGCUCGGUGCAUCAUUCAUAAAGAACGUCUAUGUUGUAUUUGAUGCCGAGAAAGGACAAAUCGGUUUGGCUAAAAAAUCGUCCGAGAAGUCUGGUAGUCUAUCAGUGACUUCUACCACCACAUCAUCCCCGGCUACGGCAACUGUCACAAGUAACGGCAACACCCUUGCCACCACCGUCUCAUCUGCAACACAGACCAGCUCAGGAUCUGAAGCAUCCAGCACAAAGGGUGCUGACGCGGACAGCGCAGCAGAUAAACCAGGCUCAUCGCCUCGAUUUUACAGCAACACUGGACUUACGUUGGCUGUCAGUGUCGUGACUUUGUUCACGUUGCUGCUGUAG
This is a messenger RNA of Clonostachys solani, 1545 nucleotides long. NCBI's taxonomy places the organism in Eukaryota, Fungi, Ascomycota, Sordariomycetes, Hypocreales, Bionectriaceae. The record is from the annotation of a GenBank genome assembly.